UAUGAGUAAACCAUCUCAUAGUCCAAAUGACUUGAUCGAAUUUGAAAACCACAAUCGAAAUUCUUCUUUUGGAAAGAGUAAAAUCAUAAUUUGAAUGUAGAGUUAUUGUCAACAGUUCCAAAUGUUCCUGCCUUUGGUUUUGGAACUUCUAGUAGACAUUAAGCAUAAUAAGUAUACAGAGAAAAUAGACUAAUGGAGAAAGGUAAACACAGUCCAGGUCCAAUUUAUAAUCCUACAAAAAAUUUUGAUUAAUAAGCAGUUCGAGCUCCUAGUGCUGGAAUGGGUACAUCUACAAGAUAGAGUUUAAACACUAACCAAUAUGAUCAUUAUAAAAGAAAAGAUGUCGAUGUAUUUUUAUUUAUAAACAAUAGUUUGAACCAUAAAAAGCUGAGAAUCUUAGAAAAUGGUCUGCAGGAACAGUUAGAUUUGGGUAAGAACAACGAUUCUUAUAGAAAGAACUUACAAAGACUCCAGGUCCUAAUUAUGAUGUAAUAUAGAGAGUUUAAGGCCCAAAAUAUACAAUGGGUAAUAGAAGAGCUCAUUCAGUUUCUUUUUCAACUCCAAGUAAAGUUGGACCUGGAACUUAUAAACCAAAAAAAGAUUUCUCAACAGAAUUGUAAGAACCACCAAAAUAUUCAUUUACCAAAGCUCCAAAGAUACCUUAAUAAAAGAAUAUUGAUAAAAAUUAGACAUAUUAUGUGCAGUAUAAAUGUAUUCUAUAAAUUUAGAGAAAGUGUAGGAGCUUAAGUUGCAUCUACUAAACCAAAUAAACCAUCUUUUAGUUUUGGCAAAGGAAUAAGAGAAGCUAAAUUAGCUAUGUACAAAAACGAUUUUGUAAAGAUUGGGGUUAAUAUAAAGAUCCCACAUCCAAAAUUUUGA
Molecule: messenger RNA, 879 nt
Organism: Paramecium pentaurelia
Lineage: Eukaryota; Ciliophora; Oligohymenophorea; Peniculida; Parameciidae
Source: the annotation of a GenBank genome assembly